Messenger RNA from Drosophila obscura, 776 nucleotides. RefSeq lists its product as uncharacterized. The record is from RefSeq and is a predicted model, not a curated record. Lineage: Eukaryota; Metazoa; Arthropoda; Insecta; Diptera; Drosophilidae. Bases 24 to 716 code for a protein of 230 amino acids. Gene Ontology annotation, molecular function: chitin binding. The transcript is spliced from 2 exons. Gene Ontology annotation, cellular component: extracellular region.
GUGAGCCCCAGUUCCACUCGAAGAUGCUGCGCCUGCUGAUCUUGCUGGGCAUUGGAGUCCUGGGCUGUUGGGCCGAGUGCAAUGUCUGUACGGGCACUGCCAAUGUGGCGUGCGUAUCGGCCACGGAGUAUCAGAUUUGCUCAGUCGCUCAUGUGCCCCUUGGACCCGUGACGAGUUGUCCUACCAACUACUUUUGUAGCGCAAGCGAUGCCGUUUGCAGUCCGGACGAGUCAUUAGGGGCUUGUGUGAAUUGCAAUAAAUGCAGCUCGGACAAGCGCUUUGCGUGCAUCAGCUCAUCGCAAUUCGCCUUGUGUCUGGGCCAGGAAACGCCGAGUGCAUCGAUUGUGGGAUCCUGCGGCACCAGUUUGGUGUGCAGCUUGGAGAAUGCCGAUAUCUGUGGCAGCUCCGCCACCUAUCCGGCAAGCUGUGCCACCAAUUCAUCUGGCGGCGGCACAGGCACGUCCAUAACAGAUCCCACCCAGUAUUGCCGCAGCCUGCAGCAGCGCGGACGCUAUCCCUAUGGCAUUGAUGCCACAACCACCUGCAGGCAAUAUGUAUCCUGCUAUACGUAUGCGGGUGUUUGGUAUGGAGCAAUCUACACCUGCGCGGGCUCCACCUACUUUGACAGUACGACACAGACGUGCACCACCCAAACGCAGGCCAGAUGCUCAGCGGGUGUCACUUCGUUGACUCUCAACGGACAAUUGCUGACAUAAAUGUUUUCUAUCAUGCAAUAAAGUGCAACCAAAUAAAGCGCAAACGUAUUAUUAUCUUGC